This is a messenger RNA of Medicago truncatula (barrel medic), 2058 nucleotides long. RefSeq names its product pentatricopeptide repeat-containing protein At5g18390, mitochondrial. The record is from RefSeq and is a predicted model, not a curated record. Gene Ontology annotation, biological process: RNA splicing. Gene Ontology annotation, molecular function: protein binding. The coding region runs from base 233 to 1603 and encodes 456 amino acids. The transcript has 2 exons. NCBI's taxonomy places the organism in Eukaryota, Viridiplantae, Streptophyta, Magnoliopsida, Fabales, Fabaceae.
UUCCCACAUCUCUUAUUCUCUCUUCUCCUCCUCACUCACUCCCUUGUCCUAUCUCUCUCGCGUCUCGUCGCCACUAACCGCCGGUUUCUCUCUUCUUCACAGUCACCUAUCUCGCCUCCUCUUAGAUAAGUUGUUUUUUUACAGCUUGCAACAUUUACGUUCAUCUUCAACCCAAUUGAGUAGUGUGAGUACGUAUACAACCGAAAAUCUGUACUCACACAAAUGCAAUGCAAUGCUGCACACAUUCGCAAAACUCAUCCGAACAACAACCACACUCUCUAAAUCAAAACUACUCCAUCACCACAAAACCCUAACCACCACCACAACCACCACCUCCAAAGAUGAAUACUUCGCCGCUAUCCAACACGUCGCAAACAUCGUCCGCCGCGAUUUCUACCUUGAACGAACCCUCAACAAACUCCGAAUCACAAUCACCCCCGAACUCGUCUUCCGCGUUCUCCGCGCUUGUUCCUCUUCCCCAAUCGAAUCCCUCCGUUUCUUCAACUGGGCCCAAUCCCUCCACCACCACCCUCCCUACACUCCAACCUCUGUCGAAUUCGAAGAAAUCGUCACAAUCCUUGCCAACUCCAACAAUUACCAAACCAUGUGGUCCAUCAUCCAUCAAAUGACUCACCACCACCACCUCUCCCUCUCCCCCUCCGCCGUCUCAUCCUUAAUCGAAUCCUACGGCCGUCACCGCCAUAUCGACCAAUCCGUUCAACUUUUUAACAAAUGUAAAAUUUUCAACUGCCCUCAGAAUCUUCAACUUUAUAACUCCCUCCUUUUCGCACUCUGCGAAUCAAAACUCUUCCACGCCGCAUAUGCCUUAAUCCGCCGCAUGCUUCGUAAAGGUAUUAGCCCUGAUAAACACACCUACGCGCUUCUCGUCAACGCGUGGUGCUCGAGCGGUAAAAUGCGUGAGGCACAACAGUUUCUAAAGGAAAUGAGUGAUAAAGGGUUUACCCCUCCUGUUAGAGGUCGUGAUCUUCUAAUUGAAGGGCUGUUAAAUGCCGGUUAUAUUGAAUCAGCGAAAGGAAUGGUGAGAAAGAUGGUGAAGGAAGGGAUUAUACCUGAUGUGGGAACAUUUAACGCGUUGAUGGAAUCAAUUUGUAAAUGUGGAGAAGACGAAGUUAAGUUUUGUAUUGAGCUUUAUCAUGAGUUAUGUAAAUUGGGAAUGGUUCCUGACGUUAAUACUUAUAAGAUAUUGGUGCCGGCGGUUUCCAAAAUUGGGUUCAUGGAUGAAGCUUUUAGGUUGUUGAAUAAUUUUAGUGAGGAAGGUAAUAGACCUUUUCCUAGUUUGUAUGCACCUGUUAUGAAGGCUUUGUUUAAGAGAGGUCAAUUUGAUGAUGCUUUUUGCUUUUUUGCUGAUAUGAAAGUAAAGGGUCAUCCUCCUAAUCGGCCGCUUUAUACUAUGCUUAUAACUAUGUGUGGCCGUGGUGGAAGGUUUGUUGAUGCUGCUAAUUAUCUAUUUGAAAUGACUGAGAUUGGUUUUGUACCUAUAUCUAGAUGCUUUGAUAUGGUUACUGAUGGAUUGAAGAAUUGUGGUAAACAUGAUUUGGCUAAGAGAGUGCAACAACUUGAAGUGUCUAUCCGCGGGGUUUGAACUUUGAUAUAUCGAAUUCCAAUGGUGAUUUUCAUCAGUUGUCUUACUGGAAGGUGUAAGCUUUCAUUUUUAAGCUUAGUACACUAACUGCAAUGCACACAUAUAAUGGGUUAAUGUCCUAAGAAAAUUUGAUAAGUAAAUACAUGCAUGAGAUGAGAAGAGAAAGCCAUUCUUUCUCUAGGAUGGAGAAUCAUUUUUGUUAUAUUUAUAUGGCAAAUGAUAAGAAGUAUUUAAUCAUUGGUAAAGAGAAAAGUGACCAGAAGAAAGAAAGUUUAAAGUUUUUCUCCUUGACAGAAUUUAUGUGUUUUCCCAUAAAUUCAAUCCACAGAUGACUGGAGGAGAGACUGAAAUGCAGAUGAACACGAAGAAACUAAUUUUCCAUGUUCAUAGAUGUUGCUUCUUUUGUCCCGUGUAUUCUUCAGUUUGUAUACUCUGAUGGAAAGUUUUGAUGCAUG